AUAUGACAAGGAGUGGCCUGAUAACUUGUACAUGCAUGCUUGUACCUAAAUAUUUCUCUCACGCUACAGUAGCUUCAUAGGUGUGGCCACAUCACUCAUGGAGUCCCUGUUUUGGGGAGGGAGGGGUGUAUGACUUUCAAUCAUGGCAGACCAUGUUGAACCGAACCUUGCUUUCACUUGUUGUGACACAAAAGGUUGUCCCACAGUAGAUGCUUAUCAUUCACUUAUCUAACACAGAGGUAGAACAUACGGUGCAGCCCUACAGACUACUACAGAUCAUCGGUUGAAUUUACACAAGAAGCCUCACAACAUCACAACAAAGAGAAAGAGCUUAAUAAAAGCCCCCCUUCAUUUUCCUGGAGAUGUUGAGAAGAAGAGUAACACGGUCAUCUGGACCAGAGCCUGAAUCUCUUGACUGCCCCCCUAAAACUCCUGACAACAGAGAGAUGAGAGACUCCCCCACAGCCCCACUGACUGACAGAACAGACAAGGAGGUGGAGGAUCACACAGACAACUUGUCUCCAAUAGAUCAAAUGGCUGACAUGCACCAAACCAGGAGUCAGAAAUGGAAAGUGAUUUUGAUCAUCUUGUGUCUGUCUGUCACAGUAUCUGUCACACUGUCUUCCCCAUUGGUGACUUUCAGGACCAACUUUACUCAAGCUCACUCCCUUCCUCCCCCUGUUCCCUCUACCUGCCCUCUUCACAUAGCCAAUGAGACUAUAACACCAGUCAAGGGUUCAACUCAUCUAAUGGUGUCUGCAUACCAGGACCACAGGGAAGGGGGAGCCACGCGCAUCAUUGCCAUGGUCAACAGAGACCGACCCAUGUCUCUGUACUGUGUGUUGUGCUGCUCAGGACACGCCCCCCAGGUCGCUCCAGCUGCUGUCGUAACGCACAGCGUCCACUAUGGUUACCCGUAUGUGGCCGCAGACAUGCUUUGCCUUGAAGAACCAGGAUGCAACGCCACACACAUCACUCUUGGCACAUCCCUCGACAUCCAGGACUCCCUCAACCAGACAUUUUUGAGCAUCCAGAACCGGGAGAGACGGGAGGAGGACUUCCCCUUUUACCUCACCAUGUGCAUGUCCAGCAUGUUUGGAGACUACAACAACGUCCAACAGUUUGUCCAGACCAUGGAGUUUUACAAGCUCCUGGGGGUGCGGAGGGUUGUCCUCUACCUCACCAGCUGUGGACCUGACCUGGAGAAGGUCCUCCAGUACUACGCAGAGGAGGGCACUCUGGAGGUGAUUGGCUGGCCCAUCAACAACUUCCUCAAGCCCUCUACUGGCUGGAAGGCCCAGGAGCUGGAAGGGGAUAUUCACCUCAACGGCCAGCUGACCAUCAUGAACGAGUGCAUCUACAGGAACAUGUACAGGUCACGGUACGUCCUCCUGGCUGACGUUGAUCAGCUCCUGGUCCCGGCCUCACACAGCUCUCUUCUGCCCCUCAUGGAGGACCUGCAGAGGCAGCACCCCGACGCAGCCGUGUUCCUGAUGGAGACGCACCUCUUCCCUGCCACAGCCCGUACUGCUACGCAAGACCAUUCCGCACGGAGAAGGGCGCCGGGGGUGGAUCUGCUGGACUACGUCUACAGAGAGCUUGUUCUUGAAGACGCCUUCCGCUCCUACAAGAUGGUGGUCAACCCCCGUCUGGUGCUGCAGACGGCCAUGUUUGAGGUGACACAGAGCUAUGGGGACUCUGUCAGGGUUCCGUCCGACGUGUGUAAGAUCAUGCAGGUGAAAAAGGCUCAGAGAGAAAGCUGGACCAAUGAGCAGCUGAUCCUCGACAGAAGUCUCUGGGAAUUUGGAGAUUAUCUUGUUCCCUCUGUCGAUGAAGUUUUACAGAAAUUAGGAAUUCAGACAUCUCCUUGGGAGCGUGUAGUACUGUAGUUGGUUAAAAGCUUUCCAAUGUUUUGCAUUUGGUAGAGAUGAGAGAAACAGUGAACUGUUACCUGCCUCUGAUCUUCAGUUUAUGUUGUUCCACUCAAACCUGAACUUUUCUUCUUGUUUGGAUGUGUGGUCAUUUUUCCUGGGGGAAUUGAACUUAAUUAAUUAUGCCUAUAAUUGUUACUGCUUGUUCUAAACUUUCUUACCGUUUUUAAUGCUGACUUUCAUGUAAAAGCUCUUGUAAGAUUUAUUACGCAUGACAAAUAAUUUUUUUUUUUUAAAUCAAGAUGCCGUGUUCAUCUACCGUUGUGCUCUAACGGCACCCUUGCACUUUACAAUGGAGUGCAAUAGAGCAGAAUAUUGUGGUUUCUAUUGUCAAAACUGGUUGAAUGGCUAAUUUGACCCUGUAGGCACCUGCAAUUUAUCACCUUUAGUCAUUUGAGUGAAAAAUCGAAAUUUCAGUUUAUAAUUUUUUUUUCUUGGUCCUGUGCAGUUAUAAAUCAAACAAAUACACGUGUGAACACCAAAUGGUUUUUCACUUAUUUUUUUAAAGAAAUAUUGAAUCUUGCAAGUGUGCCAAUAUAUUAGAGCACACCUGUAUAGAUGAUAAUCAAGGAAGAGCAUCUAUAUCCCUCCAAACUAGGAUUAGGAUUUAUAUGUAAACUGUCAUUAUAUCCUUCUUUAAUUACACAUUUGACAGUAUUUGAAUAAAGAAAUCAAACAUAAAUAGUUUGUGCUCUUGUUAAUUUUUCCUUCUGGGAUUAUGUCUCUCUUUUCUAAUUGGUGAAAUCUCCCCAAUUUGUAAUUCCAGGGGUGCAACUUUCACUGGGGACGGGGGGGACAUGUCCCCCACCUUCUG
Molecule: messenger RNA, 2745 nt
Organism: Oncorhynchus kisutch (coho salmon)
Lineage: Eukaryota; Metazoa; Chordata; Actinopteri; Salmoniformes; Salmonidae
Product: beta-1,4-galactosyltransferase galt-1-like
Exons: 3
Coding region: 363-1889 (508 amino acids)
Cellular component (GO): cytoplasm
Molecular function (GO): glycosyltransferase activity
Source: RefSeq, a predicted model, not a curated record